AUGGAACAGCAGUUUGAUGUCGCAGUUGUGGGACUGGGUGUCCUUGGAAGCGGAGCGGCGUACUACGCUGCCCGAAAGGGUGCCAAAGUGAUUGCAUUCGAGCAAUUCGAACUAGGCCAUGUACGCGGAGCUUCCCAUGAUACUUCUCGCAUCGUCCGCACCUCGAAUUUUGCACCCGAAUAUGUAGCACUAGCCAAAUCAGCAUACAAGGACUGGGCCGAGCUUGAGAAAAUUUCCGGUUAUAAAAUGUUAACGACUACCGGCGGCGUUGUCUUCUUCACCUCAGAAUCACAGACACUAGCCAGCGACUUUACGAGAAGCCUGGAUGCUCAAAACAUUCCGUACGAACUCCUUGAUGCCCUGGAGGUGAAGAGGAGGUGGCCUCAGUUCAAUAUUCCUAAUAGCGUGUCGACAGUCUUCACGGCUGAUUCCGGUAUCGCUCAUGCUGCUAAGACAGUCAGCACUCUGCAAUCUCUGGCGUGUGCCCACGGGGCAAUUCUAAAGGAUCAGACUUCAGUGGAUCGUGUCACGCCUCAGGCCUCGGGCGGUGUCUUGAUCGACACGUCAAAGGGACAAUUCCAAGCGGCCAAGGUGAUCCUUGCAACUGAUGCCUGGAUUAACAAACUUCUUGCUCCCCUUUCUGUGCACAUUCCAGUGUCCGUGAUGCAGGAGCAGGUGACAUACUAUAAGCCCACCGAUGCGGCUGCUUUUAACACCGACCGUUUCCCUGUGUGGAUCUGGCAAGGCGCCGAGUGUUUCUACGGAUUUCCGUGUUACGGCGAGCCGACCAUCAAGGCUGGCCGGGAUUAUUCCAACAAUAUUAUGACACCAGAGCAACGAACAUUCGUGCACUCGCCACAACUGCUUGAGCAACUGACAUCUUUUAUGAAGGGUUUCAUCCCUGACAAUGACCGUCAACCGCUUCGCACGGUAACUUGUCAAUAUACAAUCACGCCUAAUCGACACUUCAUCAUCAGCCCGUUAGAAAACUAUCCCGACAUCAUUGUUGGCUUGGGUGCUGCCCACGCUUUCAAGUUUGCGCCUGCUUUCGGUCGUGUUCUCGCGGAGCUGGCAAUCGAUGGCUGGACUAAUGAAGAUAUUUCGAAGUGGGGAAUUCCGAAGGCCGCUCCUUGCGGCAGCAAGCUUUGA
Molecule: messenger RNA, 1149 nt
Organism: Talaromyces proteolyticus
Lineage: Eukaryota; Fungi; Ascomycota; Eurotiomycetes; Eurotiales; Trichocomaceae
Product: putative FAD dependent oxidoreductase
Exons: 1
Coding region: 1-1149 (382 amino acids)
Molecular function (GO): flavin adenine dinucleotide binding; sarcosine oxidase activity
Source: RefSeq, a predicted model, not a curated record